ACCGCAAAUACGACUGUCACAUUUGACACGAUACUAUUUUGAUUACAUGUGUUUUAAACAAUAGUUUUUCUUCUUGAAAAUUUCUCACAUUUUGUAAAUUUGCCGGUAAUUUCAGUUAAAAAAAAUGCGAACCAGAAGUAGAACAGCGUCUCAAAGUGUAGCGGCCGAUGAAAAUGCCGACGUACAAGUUGUGAAUAAGAAAAAAACACCGCAGAAACAAAACAACGAUGCAUUAGUCGCUAGCAUUAUUAGUUCAAUCCAAGAAGAGAAUUCAACUAAGGAAACCGAAGUAAAAAACAAUGAAAAUUCCCAUACGAAGACAAAUGGUAGCAAACCGCCGGUUCAGAAAGUCAAUGCACCAAAAAUGAUUCGAGGCCAACCAAAGUCAGGACGACCAUGGAAGGACGUUAAACAAAGAUUUUCCACAAUCAAAAAGUCAAUGUAUCGACGACCGUUUGAGAAGAAGCAACAAUUACGCGAAGAAUUGAAACACAUUAAAGAAUUGUCAAAAUCAAUCAAGCAAGACAAGAAACUUGAGAAAAUCGAAAAGAAGGAGCGUCGAGAGGAAAAUGCAAAGCGGCGCCUGGAAAAUGAACGGAAAAAUGAAAUCGUCCAAAUCAUCAAAAAUCCAGCCAAAUUGAAGCGAAUGAAGAAGAAACAAUUGCGAAAAAUAGAAAAGAGAGAUUUAACCGCUAGCAACGGUCCGAAAGUCGUUUAAAAUUAGACAUAUAUUAAUUGUGUUUCUAUUACGCACGGUAUCGCAAUUACCAAAUAAAAUUUUAAGACACAUUCUUGAAAAA
This is a messenger RNA of Contarinia nasturtii (swede midge), 800 nucleotides long. RefSeq names its product coiled-coil domain-containing protein 86. NCBI's taxonomy places the organism in Eukaryota, Metazoa, Arthropoda, Insecta, Diptera, Cecidomyiidae. Bases 125 to 718 code for a protein of 197 amino acids. Gene Ontology annotation, cellular component: nucleolus. The transcript has 2 exons. The record is from RefSeq and is a predicted model, not a curated record.